AUGAAUGGAUUAAAAGUAACACUGUGUUCUAAACCGAAUCCUAAAAUCGAUAAUAGUCAAGGUGGGACAGAAGUUGACUCCUCUCUACCAAAUGCAGAAGAGUUGUUACAUAAGAAUGGAACUUACUAUGUACCGAAAAAAGUUAAUAUCAACAAUUCUAUACUUUUCAAGUUCAAUCGCUUAUUGGAUAAUAUCUCUUUGACUGUAAUGUGUAUUCGAGACUUUCUUGAUUCUGUGUCUACUCAUGAAAUAUUUUAUAGUAAGGACAAGUUGAAUGCAACUAAUCUAAAUAUUCAAGCAUCACCAGUUGUUAAUGAAAAAUUGCCUAUCAAUCUUUUGUCCAGACAAGGUGUUACACUUGGAUUAUUUUUAAAACGAAAACUUGGACUUCAUUAUCUUGGUUCGCUGAUCAUUCGUAUGACAGUUCAUGUGACUCUCCGAUUUCUCUUGUCGAAUUUAUGGAUAAAUUGGUUCAAUAAUUCAACAUUUAUCAAUUUAAUUAUUUCUAAUCGAAAGUUGAAUUCAUGUGCCAUAGACCUACACAAACCAUCGGUUUACACGAAUCUUCAUCCCGGCAAAGAUUUAUCACUAGCAAAUUAUACAGAAAAAAAUAUUAUCAAUCAAAUAUUGAUUGAAUUACGUGAGCAUAUUACUAGUCAUUGUUUAAAGAUUAUAUUGUAUGGUGAAGUUGAUCAAGUGAAAAGCUUAUAUUCAUAUAUUCAUUUACUGUUACAAUUAUCACCAUCAUUAAAUGCUUACAAUAAUAGUGUGGAUAAUUACAGAAUUGAAUAUGAAGAAACGAGUGAUCAGGUUUCAUGUGCUCACUGGUGGGCUCAAAUGUUGAAUAUUCUCUGGGAAUAUAGAUGUAAUCAAACCACACUACCUUUACAAACAGUAUCAUCAUCAUCAAAAUUGCAAAUAACAGGAAAAAAGUCAAACCAAACGUAUCAUGCUGUUACACCUCAAUCACUUUCCAACUGUCCUCGUUUAGGUGAUCUAGUUAAAAUGUUAUCGAUUAUUAAUAAAUUUGAUUCUUUGGAAUGGAACUCAACUUCUUGUAUCCUACAUACUGUAUGUUCUUUAGUACGAAAUCUUAAAAAAUCUUGUCGAAAUUUAACUCAUAUCAAUAUGGUUAAUAAAGAUCCUUCUGAAACUGAUCUUCAAUUAGAUUAUAUGAGAUUCAACUUUCUGGCUUGGUCUAUGAUCGCCACCAGUUGGUUGAUUGAUGUUUUAAUUGUAAAAUUAAAAAGUUUCAAUCAUAGUCAUAAUGAUGGUGAUGAUGAUGAUGAUGCCGAUAAUGAUGAUAUGUUAAUGAAAAGUACACCGACUACAAUUAUUAGGAAUGAUCAAUCUGUUGAAUUAAUUCAAGGUUUCAAUAAUGCAUUGCAUUUGUUACAACAAUUAGUUGAUUAUUUCAAUAUGCCUACAUCGAAUUGGAUUAGAAUAAAAUUACGAAGUGCGGAAGCUGUUCACCGUUUGCUAACUGGAGCAUGUCCGAUUCGUGCACGAUUUGCUCUAUUACAAAAUUAUAGUCUCUCUUGUGUAGCUUCCUCUUCUGUUACAGGUAAUAUUAAGGAUAAUUUAACCAAAUUGGAGAAUGAUAACGUUUCCAUUCCUAACGUAUCUAACCGUAGUGGUAAUAAUAGUCAGAAUUUACUUGACUGUCAUGAUCGUUUAAAUGGGAAUGUUUCUGCAUUAUUUAAUCGGUCAUCGCAUAGAAAUGGCAUGUUAUUACAAUCACCAGGGUGUUGAGUGCAUUGUUGUGUUUUGUUUUCUGGAAGCCAAAUUUUUUGUUGUUAGUAUAAACAUCUUUCUCAUUAUACAACGAACAGAUAAUCAGAUUUUUUUCACAUUAGUAAACAGUUUUCCAAUCUCUUUUUGUAUCACCAACACUUUUUCUUUACGCUCAGUUUUCCUGUUCUUGUUAGUGACUGGUAAGUGUGAAUCAUUGCUAGCGAAAAAUUUGGCUACUGCAUAACUAUCAUUUUGAAGUAAAUUCCCAUAUUCUGAUGGUUGUAAGUAAUAUAUAUAUAUAUAUAUAUAUAU
Molecule: messenger RNA, 2046 nt
Organism: Schistosoma turkestanicum
Lineage: Eukaryota; Metazoa; Platyhelminthes; Trematoda; Strigeidida; Schistosomatidae
Source: the annotation of a GenBank genome assembly